Molecule: messenger RNA, 1130 nt
Organism: Linum tenue
Lineage: Eukaryota; Viridiplantae; Streptophyta; Magnoliopsida; Malpighiales; Linaceae
Source: the annotation of a GenBank genome assembly
CUUUGUGAAAAGGAUUUCCUACCGAGACCCCAAAGAAACCCCGACCACCGAGUAACCGGCAAAACCUGUAAACCUCGAGUAAAACUUCAACGGAGCCCCGACCACGACCAAAUCCCUCGGCGACUAAGAUGGAGAUAGAUCCCCCGGAACAAGCUCAGCUCCCGCAGAUCAAAGACAAAGACCUCUUCAAAUCCGCCGAGACCGGCGAUUGUUCAAUACUCCACUCGCUCUCGCCCCUGCAACUCUCCAAAGCUCUAUCGCUUCGAAACGAUGACGGCCGCUCCCUGCUCCAUGUAGCCUCCUCGUCCGGCCACACUGAGGUGGUUAAGCUUUUGUCCGAAGUUGAAGCAUCCAGCGGUGUGGUGAACAGCAAGGACGAUGAAGGUUGGGCGCCGAUACACUCCGCCGCUAGCAUUGGGAGUGUGCCGAUUGUGGAGAUUUUGCUGAGCAAAGGCGCUGAUGUCAACUUGAAAAAUGAUGGGGGACGCACAGCUCUUCACUAUGCUGCGAGCAAGGGUUGGUUGGAGAUUGCUGAACUUUUGAUUUCACAUGGUGCAAAGAUCAACUCCAAGGACAAGGCUUGUAGGAUGUACACCAUUGCAUCGAGCAGCGAGUACAGGGAGGGCCGAGUUGUGUGAACUCUUAGUCGAGGAAGGAGCAGAGGUAGAUGCUGUUGACGGAGUUGGUCAAACCCCUCUUAUGAACGCAGUGAUUUGUGAGAACAAAGAGGUGGCUUUUCUACUCAUAAGACAUGGAGCAGAUGUGGAUGUGGAGGACAAAGAAGGAUACACAGUGCUUGGCCGAGCUUCUCGUGAUUUUAGGCCGACCCUCAUCGAUGCUGCCAAAGUCAUGCUUGAAGGAUGAUUCUUUGGUCAUUGGAGUAACUUAGAUUUGGAACUGAGAUCCUGGUGAGGUCAGCGCUAAUGGUGACACCAAUGUUCGUGCUGCUUGUUUUGGGGUUGUGAUUAACAGUUUUUUCCCAUUCUACUUGUGACAUCACUUCCCCCCUUAAAAGAUGGCAGUUAGACAUCAAACCUUUGCCCCUCGAGUCACUGACUCUUUGGUACUUGAUGAAUAUAAUUGGGUCCUUUUUCAUAUUUUACAUGCUAUAUGUUCAACCAACCGAAUGG